Sparassis crispa is the source of this 765-nucleotide messenger RNA. Its product is annotated as Versicolorin reductase 1. NCBI's taxonomy places the organism in Eukaryota, Fungi, Basidiomycota, Agaricomycetes, Polyporales, Sparassidaceae. The transcript is spliced from 3 exons. Gene Ontology annotation, molecular function: oxidoreductase activity. The coding region runs from base 1 to 765 and encodes 254 amino acids. The record is from RefSeq and is a predicted model, not a curated record.
AUGACACUACCACUUGCGGGAAAAGUCGCCCUCGUCACCGGCGCGUCGCGCGGCAUCGGUGCAGCCAUCUCUCGUCGCCUGGCAGCGGACGGCGCGAAUGUCGUGGUCAACUACGUCUCUAACCCCUCCGCCGCUGCAGCUGUGGUCGACUCUAUCAAUGCGCAGACUGCGAGGGGCGGUGGACGCGCGAUCAGCGUGAAGGCCGACGUAGGGUCCACGGAGCGCGGGGCCCACUUGAUACAGGAGACGAUCCGCGAGUUCGGGAAGCUCGAUAUCCUGGUGCUGAACGCAGGUAUCAUGGGGAACGCGAGCCUCACAGAAGUGACGGAGGAGUUCUUCGACCGUCACUUCCAGGUGAACGUCAAGGCACCGUUCUUCAUGGUCAAAGCAGCAGCGCCGCUGAUGAAAUCAGGGGGGCGCAUCAUCUUGUUCUCCACCUCUCUCACCCAGAACUCCAUGAUCGCGCCCAAUUACCUCGUCUACGCUGCAACCAAGGGCGCUGUCGAGCAGAUGACGCGGGUGCUCUCCAAGGACCUCGGCGCCAAGGGCCUUACCGUUAACGCCAUCUCCCCCGGCCCGAUCGACACCGAUCUCUUUCGCACGGGCAAGACAGAGCAGGUGUUUAACGCGAUUGCGAAUAUGCAUCCGUUGAAGCGCGUCGGCCAGCCGGAUGAGGUCAGCCCUGCUGUUGCGUUUCUCGCCCGGGACGAUGCGAGCUGGGUGAAUGGCCAGAUUUUGAUGGUCAAUGGCGGUUUUACGGUUUAA